Messenger RNA from Zingiber officinale, 2363 nucleotides. Its product is annotated as transmembrane 9 superfamily member 8-like. The record is from RefSeq and is a predicted model, not a curated record. The coding region runs from base 68 to 1978 and encodes 636 amino acids. The transcript is spliced from 7 exons. NCBI's taxonomy places the organism in Eukaryota, Viridiplantae, Streptophyta, Magnoliopsida, Zingiberales, Zingiberaceae. Gene Ontology annotation, biological process: protein localization to membrane. Gene Ontology annotation, cellular component: membrane.
UCUACCCCGAUGAGAAAGAUGGUCCUCUCCCGUCUCUCCUGUUUCUCUGCGAACCCUACUCGCAACGAUGGAGUGGAUCCUCCCGUGGAUCGCCCUUGUGCUUGUUCUCUUCCCCACCGGAGGGCAUGGUUUCUACCUUCCCGGAGUCGCCCCGGCCGACUUCCACCAGAAAGAUCCACUUGCAGUGAAAGUGAACAAGCUGACUUCAAUAAAAACACAACUUCCAUAUUCAUAUUAUUCUCUACCAUACUGUCGUCCAAUCAACAUUGUGGAUAGUGCAGAAAAUCUUGGGGAAGUUCUUCGUGGUGAUCGUAUUGAGAACUCAGUCUAUGUGUUUGAAAUGAGAGAACCCAAGAUGUGUAAGAUUGCUUGCAAAUUUACACCUACUGACAAGGAUGCAAAGGAAUUCAAGGAAAAAAUAGAGGAUGAGUAUCGUGUUAACAUGAUUUUGGACAAUCUUCCACUUGUUGUACCUAUGAAAAGGCUGGACCAGAAUAGUGGUACUGUGUAUCAGCUGGGCUAUCAUGUUGGAGUCAAAGAUCAUCUAUCUGGAGGGAAGAAUGGGACAUAUUAUAUCUACAACCAUUUAUCAUUUAUCGUGAAAUAUCACAAGGAUGUAGAACUUGACGUUUUCAGGAUUGUGGGAUUUGAGGUCAAACCAUUCAGUGUUAAUCAUGCAUAUGAAGGUCAGUGGAAUGAUGUGAAGACCCGCUUGAGUACUUGUGACCCUCAUGCUAAACGCUCAGUUGUGAACUCUGAUAGCCCACAGGUGGUGGCAGUGAACGAGGAUAUCAUAUUCACCUAUGAUGUUGAGUUUCAGGAGAGUGAUGUGAAGUGGGCCUCUCGAUGGGACACAUAUCUUCUGAUGAAUGACGACCAAAUCCACUGGUUUUCUAUUAUCAAUUCUCUCCUGAUUGUAUUAUUCCUGUCUGUGAUGGUGGCUAUGAUUAUGCUGCGGACACUAUACAGGGAUAUCUCCAAGUACAACCAGUUUGAGACUCAAGAAGAAGCUCAAGAAGAGACAGGAUGGAAGCUAGUCCAUGGGGAUGUAUUUAGGCCUCCAAACAAUUCAGACUUGUUGUGUGUAUAUGUUGGAACUGGUGUUCAGUUCUUUGGUAUGCUACUCGUGACCAUGAUUUUUGCUGUUCUUGGAUUUCUCUCUCCAUCAAAUAGAGGUGGACUCAUGACAGCAAUGCUGCUACUGUGGGUCUUCAUGGGCUUGUUCGCGGGGUAUUCAUCUGCCCGCCUUUACAAGAUGUUCAAAGGGACAGAAUGGAAGAAAAUUACCUUGCAGACAGCAUUCACUUUCCCGGGUAUUGUUUCGAUUAUCUUUUUCAUCUUGAAUGCUCUCAUCUGGGGUGAGAAGUCAUCUGGUGCAGUGCCCUUCACCACAAUGUUUGCUCUUGCAUUCCUUUGGUUUGGUAUUUCAGCGCCCCUUGUGUUUGUUGGCAGUUAUGUGGGUUUCAGGAAGCCAGCCAUUGAAGAUCCUGUGAAAACAAAUAAGAUCCCUAGACAGAUCCCAGAACAAGCUUGGUAUAUGAAUCCAGUUUUCUCCAUACUAAUUGGUGGCAUUCUCCCAUUUGGAGCUGUUUUCAUUGAGCUCUUCUUCAUCCUUACCUCAAUUUGGCUAAAUCAGUUCUACUACAUCUUUGGGUUCCUCUUUCUCGUCUUCAUCAUUCUCAUUGUCACCUGUGCCGAGAUCACAAUCGUUUUGUGCUAUUUCCAGCUAUGCAGUGAGGAUUACCUGUGGUGGUGGAGGUCCUAUCUGACAUCUGGAUCCUCAGCACUCUAUCUUUUCCUCUAUGCGACAUUCUAUUUUUUCACAAAACUGGAGAUAACCAAGCUCAUUUCUGGAAUCCUGUACUUUGGGUACAUGUUGAUUGCUUCCUAUGCUUUCUUUGUGCUGACGGGAACAAUUGGUUUUUAUGCUUGCUUUUGGUUUACAAGACUGAUUUAUUCAUCGGUGAAGAUCGAUUGAAAAUAUCCCUAUCAGUUCUCUGAAGAAAAGAUUAGUUGUCUGCUGACUUUUGGGUAUAGUUUAGGACCCUUAUCAAUGUUUACCUCAAAGAAAAGUAUACUGUGGAACAUAGCUUAUCUUCUUAUUUAGACGCAAGGCACUUGAUUUUUUGUACUCCAUGUUUUUGAUGUUCAAAAGAUGCUGCUUGCUCAGAAGGUAGAAUUGUUUGCCUUAUGUUCUCAUUCUCCCUGACAGUUAUCGUCUCACCUAGAAUAAUAAAUGUGAGGCGAGUUUGCUCACGUGACAUUUUUUUUCUUUUUUUAUUGCAUUUGUUGCUAAUUCUGUAGUCCUAUGUAGUUUGAAUUGGUAUAUUAAUACAUUGCUUUUGUAUCUUUUUCUAUUUCGA